Pocillopora meandrina is the source of this 1094-nucleotide messenger RNA. Lineage: Eukaryota; Metazoa; Cnidaria; Anthozoa; Scleractinia; Pocilloporidae. The record is from the annotation of a GenBank genome assembly.
AUGGAAAACCAACACACAAGAGAUGAGUUCCAGAACUUUCUACGUAAAUGUUGUGAAGGGGCAGGUAUAAAUUUUGAGGAAGAAUUUGGUGAGCAGCCUCAACCAGUGAGCCCUGAAAUUGCCAACAGCCCAGCACCUUCUGUACUUGCUGAUACGGACAUACCACCCAUCGAUGACAUUCCAGAGCAGGCCCGAGUUCAAUUGAACCAAACAAACACCCCAUCUUCUCAGGAUAACAAGACUGGUACACAUUUAAUUUCUUUGCUAAAUGAACUAAAGUAAGGUGCAAAGGUACAAAACAAAUCCCAGAAAGAUUUUCUCUUGCUUUUACAAUAACUGCGCUUUCCUUUUUAGUGGAUAAACUUCUGUUGCUCUUCAUUCCUAUUGCACCUACAUCUGAUCUUGAUGUAUAAACAGAUGAAUGAAUUUUAAAUACUAAUUUGUAACUUGCUUAUAUUACAGAUCAUCAAGCAUUCAGGCGUGGACAAACGGUUGUCUUUGUAACUGAUGAAAACAGGGAACCAACCAAGGGAAUGCUCAUCAACUUGACACCUAGGAAGAAGCAUGUAACAAUAGCCACUACCUCUAAAGAUCGACCAGUAAUUGUUCCUCUUAACUGCCUGAGGGAACCACCACCUUUGCCUCUUAAAGACCAAACAUUUGUCAUAUCGGGUAGUCUUGUGGAACGUGGUGAUAAAGAGAAGCUCACAACAGAAAAGGUUACUUUUAUUAUUGAAAAGCUGGGCAGCAAAGUUUGUACUGGUGAUGUUCAAAAAGCAGCAGAUGCCUCGUUUGUUGUUAUUACACCCCAAAAAGAACUAAAUAAGGCAACACAUAAAGUGAAUAAGACUCUCAUCAUGGCCUACCGCUUAGGUUGGCAAUUUGUGUCCAAGACAAAGGUUAUUGAGGCACGGGACAGUAACAUUAUUCCAUCAAUGUCAAAUCAUUUACUUGACCUAACAGCCAUCAGAAAUGCUCCUGAUACAGAUGUGGUUCGCAUCAAGUUUUUUUCAAAAUCAGCAAUGAUAAACAACCAUCAAACUGUUAGGGGUCACAGGGAACUGAAAAAACAGUUAAGAAUAGAUUCCAACUAA